Messenger RNA from Fusarium pseudograminearum CS3096, 1671 nucleotides. RefSeq lists its product as uncharacterized. NCBI's taxonomy places the organism in Eukaryota, Fungi, Ascomycota, Sordariomycetes, Hypocreales, Nectriaceae. The coding region runs from base 1 to 1671 and encodes 556 amino acids. The transcript has a single exon. The record is from RefSeq and is a predicted model, not a curated record.
AUGUCCGCUGAAGCUGAAACUGCUUCCAGCGACUACGUCCGACUUCACAUCAGCCCUCUCGAUCCCGAGCUCAUCAAGGUCGUCCUGUCGGCCUCUGCAGCUCCCAAGGCGCGAAACAUCUCUUACCAUACGAUCGACACUUUUCCCGAGCACCGCUACGGCUACGUCGAAUUGCCCACCAUGGAGGCUGAUAAGUUGAAAAAGAAGCUCCAUGGCUCUGUCCUCAAGGGCAGCAAGGUCCGUGUCGAAAAGGCCCGCCCAGAGAACAAGAUCGAGCCUACUGCCGAACUUGACAAGCAGGACGAGGAAGAGGAGAAGAAGCACAAGAAGCACAAGGAGUCAAAAGAGGAGAGGAGAAAACGAAAGCGCAAUCCCGACAUUCUCGAGGGUGUUGCUCUGACAGACCGCAAAGUCAAGAGAGGCUGGACAGAGAAUGCCGACCAAAGAAGGAAAAAGAGCAGGCUGGACAAAGAAAAGGAAAAGGACGGCAAGUUCACAGAAAAGAAGAAGCGCCUAAAGUCAAAGUACACAGAGGGAGAUGAGUGUCUGCUCAAGACAAAGGUCCCUCCCAAUCUCACCUCCACCCUUCCCGAGGACGACCAGCCCCGGAAGCGCAAGAAGAGUGGCAAGGGUCGCGAGGUGGUGGUUCAUGAGUUUGAAAAGACGACAAAGUUCCCCAGCUUCUUGAAGAACUCUGCCGACGGUGAAGUCAGCGCGGCGACUGAGUAUGUCGAGGGUAAGGGCUGGGUGGACGAGGAGGGCAGCGUUGUUGAGACUGUCAAAGAGAAGAAGAAGGUCGGCGAGCCUGCGCCCAAGAAGAAGAAGGCCAAGAAGGUCACUCCUCCUCCGGUUGAAGAGUCAGACGAUGAAACCAGCGACAGCGGCACAAGCAGCAGUGGCUCGUCUUCAGACGAGGAAGAGGAUGAGAGCGAGGACGAAAUGGAGGUUGAUGCCACAGUAGAGAAGAAGAAGGAAGAAAAGACCGCCAAGGCUACACCCCAAAAAGAUGACGAGUCCUCCUCCGACGAAGAAUCUCCUCAACAACCCCGACAAGCAACGCCUCCUCUCUCAGCCAUCAAAGCCGACGACAACAGACCCAUGUCCUCCAGCUCCUCCCGCGAUCUCACUAUCAAGAUACCCCCUCCUCUGACCCCCUCCACCAAGAUCCAUCCCCUCGAAGCCUUGUACAAACGUUCCAAUCCCGAGGAAAGCGCCACCGAGACGCCAGCCAAGAAGGAAGCCGAGCCAUUCAGCUUUUUCGGCGGCGGCGAUGACGACGACGAUGAUAUCGAGGAACAAGAGGACCAAGACCCCGCCAACCAAACAAUCGCAACACCAGGUCCCAUGACUCCCUUUUCCCGCCAGGACUUCGAAUGGCGUGGCGUUAGAAGCGCUGCCCCUACACCUGACACGGCGCAUCCCUCGCGCAUGCGCAAUUUCUGGCCUGAGGAUGAGGAGGAGGGAGAUGAAGAUGCUGAUAUGGCUGAGCAUGGAUACGGGGAGGAGGAAGGAGAGAAGGAUGCUUCUGGUCCACAGAGCUCGAGUGAUUUCCAGGCUUGGUUCUGGGAUAACAGACGUGAUCUCAACAGGUCGUGGAUGAAGCGUCGUAAGACGGCGGCCAAGGAGAAGAGGCAUAGGGAGAACAAGGCUAGAGCCAGCAAGGCCGUGUAG